Molecule: messenger RNA, 4887 nt
Organism: Vitrella brassicaformis
Lineage: Eukaryota; Vitrellaceae
Source: the annotation of a GenBank genome assembly
UCACCACACCACGUGCUGGUCGGAUACAGCGGCUUGGGUCAUGCCCUGGGGUGACGACAUGGUGGGCAGAAACGAGGGACCAAACCAAGGGUGAUCCAAUGCCUCUUGAGCUGACACACAAAUCACAGAGCGUCUCUUCAGGGAUCCAUCCAGAUGGGAGAGCUAUCCUAACCUCACCUGAGAAUAGUCUGUUGUUUGGGUUGUACUCAAGGAGUCUGCUGACGAGGUCAGUGGCCGCAGGGAAUCGCUUAGCCACCGCAUCAUCAAAACUUACACCCUGACACAGAUGAAGGGGUCAGUUGUGUCUCAGGGCUUGUCUGUGUUGAUAUGGCUGCUGUCUCCCGCCUCUUACCUGACUGAGUAUUCUUAAGACUUCCUCGUUGCUUUUGCAGCUGGACAAGUCAUAUGGGAGAUAAACCGUGAAUCAACACAUACGCGUGGGGGGAUGUCUCUGGCUUACAGGAUGACGCCGCAGCUCCACAGAUCCGACGCCCGUGUGUACUGGCCCUUGUGGCACUCGGGGGCUGCACACAACAGACACACUUUCCCACUCUGGUCUGUAUUGCUUCCUUCGCUCAUUCUCUCACCAUGUAAUCUUUGGUGCCGACUCCCCAUCUCGAAAACGAACGCAGCUGAUGUGACAGCACAAUGAGAUAUACUUCCCUUGGUCUGCUAUUUCCUUCCGAAUACAAAUAUGUCGCUUACUGUCCCAUGGGUCUCCCCAUCCGUCCAGCGGUGCACCUCCACGGCCCAAUACCGAGGAUCUCCCUCGCCUUCCCGCCUGCACGACACAUCAGAACCGAGCCCACGAAUGUGUCAGUGUGUGAGUGAUGCUUGUGUGUUGAUCACUUACGCAGGCACUGCCGCCUGGUGGCGGAAGCCGCUCAGGCAUGCCUUGAGGAAUCUGCCGUUGGUCAGCACCGCCUCAAACAACAGCACACGCGACGGCUUGAGGCCACGGUGGACACAAUUGCUGAACACAGGCAACAGAAAAUGUCUGUGCGCGACUGUAUCCUCACAAGAUGUCUGCCUUGCUGACCACUGAUGCACCACUUUGAAUCCCUCCAGAGCACCCCCUUCGAACCACCCGAUCAGCGAGUCCGACGCUGUCUUGACCUUCUCACUGAACGACACACACGAUGCCGAGGAUCAGUUUGGCUCUUGUAGCUUCAUUUUUCGUUCAAUUUACCUCUCGAGCAGCGAUUGUACGUCGCCGCUGGCUCUUACGCUGGGGAUGAACACGUAUGAGUCCUUGACGGUGGCCUAUCCGACAAGUGCGAUGUACGGUGACCGUGCAGCCACAUAGGACUAAGCGCAGGCGGCACACGUGAUCUGCAUAAGACACGCACACAACCUGUACUGAUGCAUUCACGUAUGCAGCCAUCGUACCAUGACGUAGGUGUGUGGGCGUGGAGUGAUUUGGUAUACCUGCAUGACGAAAUGUCCAACACGUUGCCUGCUGGCUGCGGCAACAGGGACGCUCUCUUCGCCACCACCAACUACCUCCAGUCCAUGCGUCACGGUGUCUAAGUGAAAGGGAGAAAGGAAGAACCAUGCACGCCGUGAGCGCUUUCCUCUUGCGAAGUCCGUGUCGUGAACAGCCGUCCCAUGGACCUUGUGCGGUCGCUCACUUGGCUUGGGUGUCUUGGUGUAUUCAAGGCGCUUCCGUGCCAUCCAACCAAGUCGGUCUGCCCAUACGACCAUCUGCACACAAAGGCACACAGAGGGGGAGAAGGAGAGAGACACUGUGAUACGCACUCUAGAGUGGUGCUCACUUGUUGGGCGUCACGUCAUCGGUGUAUCCACAAGACUGUCAUAGAUAUAAAACGUAGGCAGCGAUGAACGCGGCCCUCCCGUGCGCGACCUCCGACUGGCCAUGUGACGGGUGCGCACGCCUGAAAGAAAGAACGCGGCUUCAUUCAUCCUUACUUGUGCGCCGCUUCAUUCAUCCUUACUUUUAUCAGAGAAUACCCCUCUUCCCCUUUGUUGCCUAUUCGCUCACCAGUGGUGCUACUCGGCCCUCUCGGCGCGUUCGAUUGGCGCCUCCUCGCCACCUUUGCCACAGCGCCCGCAAAGGCGACAGCAGCCAGGGCCGCGACCGAGACGACGGGGAAGGUGAAAACCAUAAGGGGCAGCACAUGGCCGGCGACAAUCACCAAACGUUUCCCCUGCGUGAGCAGUCGUAUGCAUGCAUACACAUGAAUGCAGCUGCUGCAUAUGCACCGACCUGUGCGUCUGUGAGGCGGCCGUCGUCCAGCUCUUGCAGCAGCGUGUUGAAUAUAUGCGGAUGUGCUUUUUCCAUUUCGUCGAACAGCACCGCGAUGUACACAUCAAUACAUAUGCACGUGUCAGGGGAGUAACGACAUAUGUGUAUAAACACACCUGUAAGGGCGCCUCUUGACGGCCUCUGUGAGCUGGCCGCCCUCCUCGUAGCCCACGUAGCCGGGCGGCGAGCCUGAUGUGUAUCAUAUAGAAUGUGAUUACAUGUAUAUACAUACAUCUUAUAUACCAAUGAGUCUGCUGACUGAGUGGCUUUCCGGGAACUCCGACAUGUCGAAGCGCACAAGGUUCUUCUCGUCGUCGAAUGGCUGCAUGCAUGUGUGCACACACGUGUACACAUGUGUCUCUGGCGGUCUGUCUGUGUGCAGUGAGUACGUCACCUCUGCUGCGACUGCCUUGGCAAGGUUCGUCUUGCCCACACCUGUUGCAAACACGUUGUGUUGUGUUCUGUGCGAAGACUAGGCCUGGAUACCCACCUGUAGGCCCCAGAAAUAGAAAGGAGCCCAGCGGCUUCCCCCGCCGGCUCAAACCAGACCUGAACACAAACACACAGAACACAAACAACCUUUCUAUGUUGCGUGCGCGUGUGUGUGUCUCGAAACAUGCGCGUCAGCACCCCGAUCUCAGCACGGCAUCGACCACGGCUUGGACGGCGUAGUCUUGCCCCACCGCUCGCUGAGAUCAGCAAAGAUGCCCCUCUCUCUCUCUCGCCCUGUGUGUGUGUGCGGACCUGGUGGAGGCGCUUUGAGAGGUCCAGAAGCCUCUCGCUCUCGCUGGUGGUCAGCUUGGUCACGGGGAUGCCCGUCCAAUCAGACAGCUGUGCACAAAUGGAUGUGCAGGUGUAUGCACGUGUGAAUGUGCUUCUCAAACCAACGAGCGCACCACAGCGGCGAUCUGAUCGGCGCCGACGAUUAUGACAUUCUGUACACACCAUUAACAGGUGUACGUGUGUGCAAUGACAUUAUGUAUACACGUACCUGUGCCGAGAUGCCUGGACGACCGAAGCCUUUCACUUCACCGCCGAGCACGGACGACCGAAGCCUUUCACUUCACCGCCGAGCACGCCUCGUCGACUGCAACGCACGAAUGCAUAUGUGUGAUACAGUGCUGUGGCAUGUGAGAAUAUGUGCACCAACCGAUGUCGACCGCCUUGUCGGGCUGGUUCCGGUAGGGGACGUACCGAUUGCUGCAAAGGCACAGCGGCAUCCUUGCGCACCGGUAUUUGAGCGUGGCGUAUGUGUACGUGAGCUGCACGGCGGCCAUGAGUGCGUCGUCAGCGAUGCGGACGUUGUGGCUCUUCUCGUACUUGUCCUUCACGCCUGUGUACAUCCACACAAACAUAAAAAGUACGUGCCUGUGCUCAUCUAUCUAGGUGUGCAUGGGUGUGUAUAUGAACCGCGCAAAAUCGAUCUCACAAACACCUGCACGCAGCCAGAGACACGGACAGGUCAUAUAUGCAGCUCCCGUGUCUCUGGCCGCUUGCCUUCUGGAACCGUCUCUCAAAUGCGGCGUCCUGUGUACACGGACAUGCACAGAGACCCACACUUCUUCUUUGGAUGCUCACCUUUUCUAUGUGCUUGUGGUAUUCGUCUUGAGUCGUUGCGCCGAUGCGUCUGCAUGCGUACGCAUUAGUGGGCUGUGCAGAUCCCUCCGCGGUUGUGUGUGUGUGUACUUGACGCUUGGCGGGCUUGAGCAAGUUGGCGGCAUCCAUGGCACCUUCUCCUUUCCCUACAUACAGUGUAUGUGUCUUCGCUUGUGUGUACACAAGUGUGUCUAGUACCUGCCCCAAGCCGAAGAUUCAGCUCGUCAAAAAACAGAAUCACCUCGCCUGCAUUCCACAUUCGUGAAGGAAAACGUGUGUAUGCAUACACAUGUGCACUGCUGUGCACCUUUGCUCUCUUCUGCCUCCUUGAUCACUUGCUUCAGCCGCUCUUUGAAAUCGCCGCGCAGCUUGGCACCUGAUCGAUCCGCCUCAACACGCGUAUCCAUGCAGACUGAGUGAGCAACGAAUUGUAUUGUAUUAUAUGUAUUGGUCCACCCGCAAUCAGGCCAGCCAGGUCGACUUCCACAACACGACUGCCUUGGAGCUGCUCGGGCACGCGGCCCUCUCGAGCGCGACGGCCCAGCGCUUCGACGAUGGCCGUCGUGCCCACUCCCGGCUACUCCCGGCUCACCUACGAGAAGAAGGCUGCUUUUGUUGUGUCAGACAUAAACCAGCCACAAAGCGAGCGAUGGGGGGACGAAGUAAAGACUGAGAUCUUUUCGUACGUGGUCUUGCUGAGGAUGGUCACGACGCGCUCCAGCUCUUCUUCUCGGCCGAUGACUGGCGCAGCUGGACUGUUUGUCAGGUCCCUGCACCAAUGGGAUGACUGUGUGUGUGUGUGUGUGUGUGUGUGUGCGAGUGCUGGACCGUAUGCGUACCAGUUGGCGUGUUGAAUUGGCGCCCAAAGAGAGAGCCGUUUGCGGAAGCCGCCCAAAGAGAAAGGAUGAGCAGAGAAAGGAGCAGGAUGGCCACAGGAGUCGGAAAAUGGAUGAAAUCACGCUUUUUCUCAGAGAGACGUCCCGUCUCGCGAACGCGAAAUUCUCGUCGAAUUUUGUAGCUCGCAU